Messenger RNA from Saprolegnia parasitica CBS 223.65, 405 nucleotides. RefSeq lists its product as hypothetical. The record is from RefSeq and is a predicted model, not a curated record. Bases 1 to 405 code for a protein of 134 amino acids. Gene Ontology annotation, molecular function: phosphatidylinositol binding. Lineage: Eukaryota; Oomycota; Saprolegniomycetes; Saprolegniales; Saprolegniaceae. The transcript has 5 exons.
AUGGGUGCCGAGCUCGGGGUGGCCGCCGGGCCGCUCGGACGUGUUGCUGCGGGCGCGAUGGAAGCCGGUCCUGGUGGCAUCGCACCGUGCUACUCGUACUCGCACUCCAAGGGACUUUUUAUCGGUAUUUCGGUUGAAGGUUCGGUCGUGCUCGCGCGACCGGAUGUGAACCUGGAGUUUUACGGCAAGGAGGUCACAGCGGCAGACCUUCUCAGCGGCCGAGAACGCCCACCCGUUGCUGCGCAACCGCUCUAUGAUGCACUCACGAUGGCCGUGGAGAGUCCUGCGAACGGCCUCAACCGCGGCUCUCUCUCGACGCGGGCGGCAUCCUACAGCAGCAGCAGUCAGCACCUGUCGACACCCGCGCCCGUGUCGGCCCCGGCUGCGAGCUCGGUCGCCUUGUAG